This is a messenger RNA of Penicillium cinerascens, 3458 nucleotides long. Its product is annotated as serine/threonine-protein kinase. Lineage: Eukaryota; Fungi; Ascomycota; Eurotiomycetes; Eurotiales; Aspergillaceae. Gene Ontology annotation, molecular function: ATP binding; protein serine/threonine kinase activity. The transcript has 4 exons. Gene Ontology annotation, cellular component: cytosol; cytoplasm; nucleus. The coding region runs from base 1 to 3396 and encodes 1131 amino acids. The record is from RefSeq and is a predicted model, not a curated record. Gene Ontology annotation, biological process: negative regulation of glycogen biosynthetic process; intracellular signal transduction; protein phosphorylation.
AUGGGGUCGGCAUACAAUCCCGAUGGCCAACCGAGUCCCUUGUCGUCUCCGUUGGGUCCCCUUUCCGAGUCGCCCGAGUCUGAGUCGGGGUUUCAAAAUCUUUCCUUGCAGACAGACCAGCCCUUGAGAGGCUCGGUGGACAGUCUCUCCUCGGGAUAUGACAACCUUUCAAGAUCUCCAUUAUUCGAAAGCGAACAUGGAAUCGGUCCGACUGGGCUGGACCGUAUACGCCAGCAUCAACCGUCGCGCCUUUUGACGCUUCCCAACCAGUCGACGUCGUCACUGCUCCCGAUGACAGCCUCAUCCAUACGUCCGUCGCCGACGCCACGCUCCGCUUCUUCCUCGCGGGCUCCUACCGGCCGCAUGUCACUGAGCGCCUUCGGUGAUCUGGAGGACCUCCAUAGGUUUCCUUUGGAAUCUUUACACUCAUUUUCUUUCGCACAGCAAUCCGAAGAGCUACUGCACAAUCGGCAGAACCUUCUCAAGAGGUCGAUUGAUUUCAUGCGCGAUCGCAUGGGAUGGGCGGCCAGUAAUGCUGGACUCGCGAACGCCCAGGCGAAUGUGACGGGCGACUCUGAUAUUCAAAAUAUGAUGGACCUCUUGACGCGGGCCCACGUUUUGGGUGAGGAUCAUGCCAACCGGACACAAGGACCCAUCACUGGACCUGCAGAUGUGAACGGGGACAACAUUUUCGAGAGAGCCUUUUCGGAACGCGGCUCUCCCAUCAGCCCUCGGCAUGCGCCCCAGGAAUCGGCACCAGGAUCCCAGGCCACAUCGGACAGUUCGCAACUGCUCAGUCCCCUUUCAUCCAAUGAUCGUAUACCGCAAUCUCGGAGGGACCUGCUAUCGGCACCAUCGUCUAGGCGCGUAAGCUUAAAACGUACAUAUACGGACCUCAACACUGCCUCCCUCAAAAGCAAGCUGAUGGAGACUCUAGCGCAACCAUACGCCUCCACGGAUCCCUUCGCCUCCCUCUCUUCAUCUACCGCUGGAUUGGGAUUCCCCAUGCCUGCCCUGCACACCCACAGCAGCAAGUGGACCCCGGUUUCCCAGGCCGUGUUUCGCACCGAAGCCAAAGCACCAUGGACCAUUUUUGCGGCCAACGAUCUCUCGUGUCUCAUAUUUGGAGUCGCUCAAUCCGAGGUUCGUCGGCUCAGUAUCCUAGAGGUUGUACAGAAAGAGCAUAGGCAGUGGCUCGAAGCCAAGCUUCGGGACCCCAGCACCGAUGCCACUGCCCGCGCGCCAGUCCCGCAGAAUAGGCCCAACAUUCAAGCGGUAAACCCCAAAUUUCGAGGUCUGGGAAAUGGAGUGACGGCACAGUUGCUCAGUAAACCGUCUUCGCGGGAAAAGGCGUCCCGGCGUGCGCAGACUGAUGAUGGAUACGGCUCUAGCACAAGAAAUCCUCGCAACAACAACCAUCCCGGAAACAAGUCACGGGGCGUGUUGCUGUGCGGCGAUGUCGUGCCGAUUCAGAAGCGCAACGGCACCAAGGGAUCGGCUAGUGUUUGGGUCAUGGAGAAACGUGGCGGUCUGAUCUGGGUAUUGGAGGAGAUCACGGAGAACAUCGCCUCUGUCCGUUGUGACGAAUCCUGGAAUGUCAUGGAAACCGAAGGAGAUGUGGACAAGAUUUGGGGACCAUCCGUAGUUCGUUCCGGUCAGCCGAUCACCGAGCUUCUACCUCGCUUGCCGCCGGAAUCCCUCGCAACUUCCCCCGAGAAGGGACUGGCCAAGAUCGCCGAAUUGAAGCACUUCGCCGCUCUCACCGCUGCCGGCGUGUGCAUCCCAGUGAAGGUAGGCAAGGCGGGUGGAGCUCGCACUUUGCAGGUGUCGAGUUUCCCGCACGUCGCAGGCAUGAUGGUUAUAUCCUCUGCGAGUUUGAACGUUAUCAGCUCGAACUCUGUGUUUUCGUCAGCCCUAUUCGGUCAAGAACGCCCAGAGGGACGGCACAUUACGGAAUUGGUGCCAGGAUUCGACGAGAUCUUGGAUGUGCUAACAGAGGAGGACAACGUGCCGUUGGUCGACGGUAUCGUGAUCCCUGAACAUAGCUUCCGUCGAGCCCGAACCCUGUCCAUUCUUCGGGACGGCAAAGCGAACGCCGCCUCCGUCUUCACCGAACCUAGUGGCUUGCUGGCUAAACACCGAGACGGCUCCACUAUCGUGGUGGAUGUCCAGUUACGAGUGGUCAAGAGCGGCACUUUUUUCACCAAGGAACAGGCGCAGAGAUUGGAAGAACGCGCCAGCGAUUCAGAGGACAGUGACGACACUAUUGCGGUGACAGAGCUGGUUUAUGCUUUGUGGAUCACCUACUCCAGGCAUAUUCACGCUGCUGGACCAGUGGCCAACAUUUCGUCAUCCUCCCUGACUACUUCCAAGCCGACUUCUCCUGUUCCUGCCCCCACAUCGGAUCGCUCAGCUACCGCCACGCCUAGUGAGCAGACUUCUGGCGCCGGCCGUCCUUCGCUGGAAAUUAGAGCUUCGAGCUCAACCCUCAGCCAGCAGCUCAGCGAAGCUGCCUCGGAGCCUCUCACGGAUCGACCGGUGCAGCCAGUCCCCGAAGUCACCGCCAAAGGACAGUCUCCGCAGAAGCGGACCAUUCACGACUAUGUCAUCGUGGAGGAAAUGGGACAAGGUGCCUACGGGCAGGUCAAGCUGGCCCGUGUGAAGAAGAACCCUCAACAGAAGAUGGUGUUGAAAUACGUGACGAAGAAACGGAUCCUGGUGGACACGUGGACACGCGACAGACGGCUCGGCACGGUACCUUUGGAGAUCCACGUUUUGGACUUCCUUCGCCGAGACGGGUACAAGCACCCGAACAUCGUGGAGAUGGAAGGGUUCUUUGAGGACGACAUCAAUUACUACAUCGAGAUGAUCCCACACGGACUGCCGGGGAUGGACCUCUUCGACUACAUUGAGCUGAAGGCCAACAUGGACGAGUCGGAAUGUCGCAACAUCUUUAAGCAGGUCGUAAGUGCUAUUUACCACCUGCACACCAAGGCCCUCGUGGUACACCGCGACAUCAAGGAUGAGAACGUGGUGUUGGAUGGAGAGGGGCGGAUCAAGUUGAUCGACUUCGGCAGUGCGGCCUACAUCAAGAACGGGCCGUUUGAUGUCUUUGUCGGCACGAUCGAUUACGCCGCUCCCGAAGUCCUGCAAGGCAAGUCCUACCGGGGCAAAGAACAGGAUAUCUGGGCCCUGGGCAUUUUGCUCUAUACAAUCGUCUACAAAGAGAACCCGUUUUACAACGUCGACGAAAUCCUCGAUCACCCACUCCGCAUCCCCUUCCUCCCCUUCUCGGAAGCCUGUAUCGACCUGAUUCGGAAGAUGCUGGACCGCGACGUCGACAACCGACUCACCAUCACGGAAGUGCUCGAGCACUCGUGGAUGGCAGAGAACUGAAGGCCCCGUACACCAACGCAUAUUUUAUGACCCAGAAAAAAAAAAGACACGAUACCCCAUGA